Messenger RNA from Hemiscyllium ocellatum (epaulette shark), 1198 nucleotides. It is a transcript of the gene mycbp, whose product is annotated as MYC binding protein. Gene Ontology annotation, cellular component: nucleus. Gene Ontology annotation, biological process: regulation of DNA-templated transcription. The record is from RefSeq and is a predicted model, not a curated record. The transcript is spliced from 5 exons. Lineage: Eukaryota; Metazoa; Chordata; Chondrichthyes; Orectolobiformes; Hemiscylliidae. Gene Ontology annotation, molecular function: transcription coactivator activity. The coding region runs from base 92 to 403 and encodes 103 amino acids.
GACGAGGGGCCGGCCUGGCUCGUUGUCAUGGCAACAAAUUCCGGAAACAAGAGGCGCACUGCGGGCCUUCGAGCGGAGAGGGAGAGAGAAGAUGGCGCAUUACCGGGCUGGUGAUUCCCGUAGAGAGCAAUUUCGUAGAUACUUAGAGAAAGGUGGUGUACUGGAUACACUUACAAAAGUGCUGGUUGCCCUCUAUGAGGAGCCGGAGAAGCCCAACAAUGCAAUGGAUUUUUUGAAACAGCAUUUGGGAACAUCAGGCCCCGAGACUGCAGAUGUAGAAACACUGCGACUUGAAGUGAUAGAACUAAGACAGAAAUAUGAAUUGCUGCUGGAAGAAAAUAAGGAAUUGAAAGCGAAGCUUGCACAGUUCGAACCCCCAAAAGAGGAAGGGCAACCUGAAUAAUAAGUCAAGACUUCCCGCAUUAUCAGAAGAACGCAUGAAAGGGAUCUGUUAAAAUCAUCUGGAGAAUUGGCACCUAUUCUGGGAGAAAUACAGCCAAUCCUUUUUGAGAUUGCACAUGCCAAAAAAAGUUACUUUCAACUAAUGAUGAUGCCAUGGUUUAUGCCUGUCUGAAAUGAAGCAUUUGGAACUAGAUAUUCAGGAUUUUUACAAAAUGCAUUUAAAUUCUACACAAACUUUGAUUCAGAAAUAGCCCUUCAGUCCGUGCACAUGUUUCAUUCUUGGAGCACUGUUGGAUCUUAAAUUUAAUAUUGGCAUGAUGUUACCAGAGAUCUGAGACAAAUUUUAGUAACUUUGUUCGACCAAACAUGUUUGUUAAAGUCAUUUUGCACUUUGUGGGGAGCUAUACUAAACAAUUUUGUCUUGCACAUCCUGUUAGUUUGGGGGCAUGGAGAGAUAUUAGCUAGGGGUUAACAGCUUUAAGUAACAUUAGGCCAAUAGAAUCUGCAUUCUGUUCACAAGCCAAACUGAACAAGUGGAACUUGGCAGCAGUCAAGUUUGAAUAUUGACCUUGUUGGAUGGUUUCUUGUCAUUGUGCCAGUAUUUUGGAGGAAAGCUGGAAAUCAGGCAAUGAUCCACGAACACCACACUGAGCACUGAUGCGUUUGAUCAGCAAACUGUACUAAUACUGAAAACAGGCCCAUUUGGCUCACUUAAUGUACAAGGUUUUUUUUCUAGUUGUACAGGAGUUCAAUUUUUCCUUUUUUGUAUUUACUCAAUAAAUUUUUUUGCACAUCA